This is a messenger RNA of Acyrthosiphon pisum (pea aphid), 688 nucleotides long. RefSeq lists its product as uncharacterized. The record is from RefSeq and is a predicted model, not a curated record. Bases 21 to 668 code for a protein of 215 amino acids. The transcript has 2 exons. Lineage: Eukaryota; Metazoa; Arthropoda; Insecta; Hemiptera; Aphididae.
UCAAAUCAUUAGCUUUGCCUAUGUCAAUUAAUGAGGUGCCUGUAUUGAGUACAUGUGAAGAUCAAUUCAUAAGCCCAAUAGAAAAUGAAGCUGCUGAACAGUCAUUAUCAGAUAAAAAUAAUUUAAAAGAUAAUACAGAUAAUACUUCCAUGAUAAUUGACCUUACAAUUGAUGAUUCGUCUAAUAGUCCAUUGUCUAUUACUUUGGAACCAAUUGAAAAAAGAAAAAACUGCAAUGCUGAAGAUUUUUCAAGGGAUGAAGACGGGAUUAUUUUUAAAUUGUCUAAGGAAGUUGUACUUCCUAGUUUAUAUUGGAAGAGUGAACAUCUUAAUUCACAAAAUGCAACACUGUUUUAUGAACAAGACACUAAUGAUGUAACUGUCAAGAAAGUCUAUUUUGAUAAUAACCUUGUGCCAUCUAUAGAAAUAUAUGGCAAGAAAUAUGAAUAUACAACCCCUAUCACAACAAUGAAAGAGUUGGAAAAUCUCUUAGAAAAAAUCUAUCGAAUUGAAAAAUGUUAUGGUAGGGGUGGAUUUAUGUUGGAACAAUGUUUAGGAUAUUUUGAAAAUAGUUUAGUUCAAAUGUGUUCUGGCUGUGAAGGGUUGCUAGAAGAUCGAGAUUUUCAAAGAAUGAAAGCAAAACUUGAAAGCUCAAAACAAAAUUUUUAAAAGUUUUAUAAACCAAGUGA